UGGGUUACACCACAGCACACAGGGCAGCAUCACUUCCCACAGCCAGCGCUGCCGGUCACUCCAGAGCACGCUCUGUGCAGCCAGCACAAGGGGCCCAGCGCUGCUCAGCUCGCCAGUGCCCAGAAGGGAAGCACGAGAUGCCCCAUUUCCACCCAGUAGUCAUUCCCCACAUUGUAGCUACACAUGUGGAAAGCAUGGCAAUCUCUGGCAGCUGCUUCUCCUGCUCAGAUGAGGUGUUCAGACAGCAGAUGCCACAGCUAUCCGUGUAGCAGGCCCCCAGGGCAUACACACAGAGGCACUCAGAACAGUGCCAGGAGGCCAGUUUGGAAGAAAAGGAGAAAGAUGAUGCCUUGGACAUCAAUCCUGAAGUAUUGCAAUGGAACAUCUCAGUUCUAUAUAGUCCUUGAUGAACGAAGAGAGGUCGGGUCAGGCAGCCAGGGACAAGUCAGGCUGAUGAUGAUGGCAAGGGGGACCUUCCUCCUGGUCAUCCUCAAGCCUCUUUGCUCUCCGCCAGCCAUUUAACACCAACACUAGCAUGCACACCUACAGUAACAAAAAAUGUAGAUAAACAAUACACAAACUUUCUGUCAAUACAGCUGCAGCCUGACAACCUCAAAAAGCAACCCGUAUCUGCCCACAGAGAGGUGGUCUGAGCCAUUUCCCCCAGGGCAGCACGCAAGGAGCCAGAACCCUGCGUCACAUCUGUUGACAGCAAAAUACCAGACUCAGACAAACUUAUACAAAAAGCUCUGUUUAUGGAGAAAUGCGCUAGAUUCCAACACUAACACUAUACACAACACAUCACAAAUACAAAACAUACCAUCCACUGGCAGCAGCUUCUGCCAGAACUAGAAAGUGGCUGUGACGAGCACACUAUAUCACUUGGCUACACCGAUGCCAAAAUAAACCAGAGGUCACACUGUGGGGAUCAGAAGUUCAGGUUCGUAGGCCAAUAUUAAGGAGCUACAGAGGGAGAGCACAGUUUCAGAGAGUGUCACUGCACAUGAUUUUGUAGCUGAGUAACCCACUGUAAAGGUGGCUCUGAGCAGACUUUCUGGUGACAAACUUGACGACAGCUACUGCUGCCCAGAACAAGGGAAAUUCACACACAUGAACAAGAACUCAGAGCUACAUGUGGGCAUUAUCCAGGAAGGGCUCUGUGUUUGUUCAUCCCUCAUCUCUAAAGAAGCGUGCUGUCAGGUCUGCCCCACACAAACAAAAAGGUAGGAAAUGUGCCUGUCUUGAUGGGUAAUAUGGUCAUUCUUUUCUUCACCAGUAUGGGAAAAGGUGGUGUGCUUCCUGACAGAGAGCAAAAGGAAGAGAGAAAAGCAACAGCAAACGUAACAACAUAUGAAAAUGAGGAAGGAAACAACACGCCACACCAACAGAAAGAGUCUCAUCUUUCUACACAUUUCCCUAUUCCUAAUACUUUGCUUGAGGCUUCUGCCAGCAGAGGAACAGCAGAUGGACUGCAGAUAGCCAGACUCCUCUCCGAAGCAGCCGCUGCCAGGUUUGCUCAGUCUAUUCCAAACCAUGGGAGACUUUGCAAAUGAGAGUAUUACCAACAACUCCAGUGGAGCUCCCUCCUCUGCCCUGUGCCAGCGAGACACCACAGUCACCCACCUGGUCUUCCCAGUACUGUACACGUUCAUCUUCCUUCUGGGACUCAUCCUGAACAGCCUGGCCUUCUGGGCUUUCUUCCAGAUCCCGAGCACAUCAACUUUCAUUGUCUACCUGAAAAAUAUCCUGGUUUCUGAUUUCAUCAUGACCCUGAUGCUUCCCCUGAAAAUCCUGACAGACUCUGGCCUGGGACCAUGGCAGCUCAAAGCCUUUGUGUGUCGCUUCUCAGCCGUGGUGUUUUACGACACCAUGUACAUCAGCAUCGUGCUACUCGGUCUCAUCGCUUUUGACAGAUUCCUCAAGAUUGUGAGACCUUUCACAAAGUUCUGGGUGCAAAACCUGACCGCAGCAAAGGUCCUCGCAGCUCUGGUCUGGCUCUUCUUCUUUGUUCUCUCUCUUCCCAACAUGAUCUUAUCGAACAAGCAAGCGACUCCCCAGUCCGUGAAGAAAUGUGCCUCGCUGAAGAAUCCCUUUGGACUCAAAUGGCACGCAGCUGUCAAUUAUAUCUGUCAGUUUGUCUUCUGGACUGUGCUCAUCCUCAUGUUUCUGUUUUAUAUCGUUAUUGCCAAAAAGGUGUACGAGUCUUACAUAAAAACACAGAAGAAAGACAACAAAAGUGAACAAAGGAUCAAGGGGAAAGUAUUCAUCAUUUUUACCGUGUUCUUCCUGUGCUUUGCCCCCUUCCAUUUUAGCAGGAUUCCCUACACUCUGAGCCAAACCACGGCGCAGAUGGACUGUCGUCUGCAGAAGCAGCUGUUUGUGGCCAAAGAGAGCACCCUCUGGCUGGCUGCCACAAAUGUCUGCAUGGACCCCCUGAUAUACAUGUUCCUGUGCAAACCUUUUGUUGAAAAGGUGUUAUGCAGGAGAGUGGAGACCCUUCGGAAAACAGUUCACACCAGCCCCAAAACCGAACUAGACACGCGAACGUCUGCCACUGAAUCCUGAUCCUGCAGCUCUGGCCUCUACAGCCUCUGCAUAUCUGUGGGGAAGUUAAAGAUCAGUUUGUGUUUCUUGAGCUGUACAGAACAAAAGCUGGUUGUACUUACUGUAUUUUAACACUUAAUAAA
Colius striatus (speckled mousebird) is the source of this 2687-nucleotide messenger RNA. It is a transcript of the gene P2RY13, whose product is annotated as purinergic receptor P2Y13. The transcript has 2 exons. Gene Ontology annotation, cellular component: membrane. Lineage: Eukaryota; Metazoa; Chordata; Aves; Coliiformes; Coliidae. Bases 1534 to 2565 code for a protein of 343 amino acids. The record is from RefSeq and is a predicted model, not a curated record. Gene Ontology annotation, biological process: negative regulation of adenylate cyclase activity; G protein-coupled receptor signaling pathway. Gene Ontology annotation, molecular function: G protein-coupled purinergic nucleotide receptor activity.